Linum trigynum is the source of this 3798-nucleotide messenger RNA. Lineage: Eukaryota; Viridiplantae; Streptophyta; Magnoliopsida; Malpighiales; Linaceae. The record is from the annotation of a GenBank genome assembly.
GCCCGGCAGGUUAUUGAAGGGUACAAAGCUCUAUUGUGCCGGUUUACCUCCGGUUUCCGGUUUUUCCGGUUCGACCGGCCGGUCCGGUACGGUAUCCCGGUCCUUGCUUUUUUGUUAUUAGUGCAAAGAUAUGUUACUGAAACGUGCAAAAUUAAAGGUUUGUAACCGUUUCGUACGAAGUGAAUAGUUUUGUUACCAUUUAUGAUAAUUACCCCUACUCGCCUGCUCCUUCUGUUUCGCAAGAUCUGGAAGAGCAUCGGCAUUCCAUCGUUCCAUUUGAAACCCGAAUCGAGCCUUGUGAAAAGCAGAAAUCGGAGGAGGGAUUGAAAGAUGGCGGCGGUGACGGGAGGAGCAGUGGCGCUUUGGAAGAUGAAAGGAAGCCCGAAGAGAAAAUCUGGCGACGAAUUGGGAGGAGAAGGCGCCUCGUCAUUCCAUCGUCGCCGUCUUGAUUGCGCCGGUUGCAGCUCUGGAGGCUCGAGUGGUCGAUGAGCACGGGAGAAGGGAAUUCGGAGCACCGGCGAUUCGUCGUCAAUUGUCCUCCGGAGAAGGGAGGCCGCGAGAGGCAGAGGAGGCUGGAAAGACUCGAGUUUUCGUCUGCUAUCCGCCGCUGUCUGCCGGAGAAGGGAGGUCGCAAAUGCAGGGGAAGCUGCGAGUGAGAAGUUCACCCCUGUUUUGGUCGGUUAUGCGACGGGAAGAACUCGGGUGGGAAUCGGUCCUUUCUAUCUCCUUAUUUUACCAUUCAACUAUAUCAGCAAUUUUUUGGUUUUUGAUAACCAAAAUGUAGAUUCAUUGACUCAGCUAACAUGUACCAACCCAACCUACUAAUUUGAACUUGUUAGCCUAAUGACUCUGUGUAUACUGACUGAUAUAUUAUUUUAUGGAAACCUUCUAUUCUAUUCAUCCAUGAUGUUGAUUUUUUUUUACUUUCUUCCUGGCCAGCUGAUAAUGAAGUUGGCCAAUCCUGGAAAUGCCCUGAACAACCUGGAAUGCAGGACUUGGCUCUUUGGUCUCCUUAGUUUCCGUAGUCGUCAUGAUCUCGAAAGGUUACUUGUUUCUGUUCCUCAGAUCCAUUUCUAACAAGUCCUGCAACUCUCAGAAAACUACUACUCAGUCAUUCUUACAGCAACACUGCUCAAACGAAUGGGUUUUCUGUUUCAGUUUCCCUUCGCAGUAUUUCAUGUCUUCCUGCUGCUGCCGUGCUCUAGUACUGCGGUGCUUGAUGCUGUUACUCCAACCCAGCCUCUGAUCGACAGCGAUGGACAGACUUUGGUGUCCAAAGAUGGAACCUUUGAGCUGGGUUUCUUCACUCCUGGUCCUUCCUCCAACGGGAACCGUUACUUGGGGAUUUGGUACAGGAACAUACCGGUCAGAAGAGUUGUCUGGGUUGCAAACCGCGACACUCCGGCUACCGAUUCAGGCAGCUCUUUGUCGAUAGACACAGGUAAUAGAAGCUUGGUAAUUGUCAGCAGCAACAAGAGUGCCACUUUGUGGUCAUCAAAUGCGACGGCCAGCAGUAAUCACCUGGUGACUAGUCUAGUAGCUGAACUUCUCAACACUGGCAAUUUGGUACUAAGAGACCAAAAUGACACGAGCAAUUCAGAGGAAUUUUUGUGGCAGAGCUUUGAUUAUCCAUGUGACACACUUUUACCAGGGAUGAAGCUGGGAUGGGACUCCAAGUCGGGGCUUAACCGCGGCUUAACAUCUUGGAAGAGCCCCGACGAUCCAUCCACUGGGGACUUCAGAUGGGGGAUCCAAGUGCAGAACAACCCUGAAGAGUUCAUGUGGAAGGGCUCAGAGAGAUUUCACAGAAGUGGGCCAUGGAACGGGCUGGGGCGCAGCGGGGCACCUGAGUUGAGGGACAAUCCAGUGUUCUCCUACAAAUUUGUGUGGAAUGAAGACGAGGUUUACUACCAAUAUGAGCUGAAGAACAAGUCGUUGAUCUCCAUUGUAGUCAUGAACCAGACUUCGUACCUGCGCCAGCGUCUCGCUUGGAAUGAGGCGAGCCAGAGUUGGGGGUUGUAUGCGUCGGUGCCGAGGGAUAGGUGUGACAACUAUGCCACCUGUGGUGCAUAUGCGACCUGCAUGGUUUCUGAAUCCCCAAUUUGCGAGUGCAUGAAAGGGUUCAAGUCCAAGUCGCCCGAGAUGUGGGAAAUGGCGGAGUGGUCUCAAGGGUGUGUGAGGGAGAAGCCAUUGCCAGAGUGCCCCCCGCGGCAGAAAAAUGUUGAAGGUUUUGUCAGGUAUAAUGGGUUGAAGCUGCCUGAUGCCACCCAUUCUUGGGUGAACAAGACCAUGAGCCUUGGGGAAUGCAGAAACAAGUGUUUGCAGAAUUGUUCGUGCACGGCGUAUACUAGUACAGAUAUCAGAGGGGCAGGAAGCGGCUGCUCCAUUUGGCAUGGUGAUCUGAUUGAUAUGAAGAUGUUCUCAACUGGGGGACAAGAGAUUUACAUUAGAAUGCCUGCUUCAGAAUUAGAGAGGGGCAAUAAGGUGACAAGAAGCAGGGUAGGUGCAAUAGUUGGAGCUAUUGUUGGGGGUCUUGGGUUGCUUUCACUUGGCUAUUUCAUUUAUUUCAGAGUCAAGCAACAGGGUGAUUCAAACACUAGGGGAAAGGGAGAUCUAGAGCUACCCUUAUUUGAACUACACAAGAUAGUUGAUGCCACUGCCAACUUUUCAGACUCCAAUAAGCUGGGAGAAGGAGGAUUCGGACCUGUCUACAAGGGUGUUAUGGCAGAUGGACAAGAAGUAGCUGUGAAGAGGCUGUCAAGCGAUUCCGGGCAAGGAUUGAAGGAGUUCAAGACCGAGGUCAUACUGAUAUCUAAGCUUCAGCACAGGAAUCUUGUCAAGCUUCUAGGCUGUUGCAUUCAAGGAGAUGAAAAGAUGCUGGUUUAUGAAUACAUGCCACACAGAAGCCUAGACUCUUUCAUUUUUGAUAAAGGUAGAAGCAGAUUGUUGGACUGGGGCAAGCGUUUCGACAUAAUCUGUGGGAUCGCAAGAGGUCUUCUCUAUCUUCACCAAGAUUCAAGGCUGAGGAUUAUACACAGGGACCUCAAAGCAAGCAAUGUACUCCUCGACCGAGAGCUCAAGCCAAAGAUCUCGGAUUUCGGCCUCGCUAGAAUCUUUGGAGGAGAAAACGGUGAAGGCAACACAAAGAGGGUUGUUGGAACAUAUGGGUAUAUGGCUCCAGAAUACGCUGCAGAUGGGCUGUUCUCAGUGAAAUCCGAUGUCUUCAGCUUUGGAAUUCUGGUGCUAGAGAUCAUAAGCGGUAAGAAGAGUCGUGGGUUUUACCAUCGGGACGAGAGCUUGAACCUUAUUGGAUAUGCCUGGAGAAUGUGGAACGAAGGCAAGGCUUUGGAGUUGAUGGAUUCAGCACUCGAUAAUCAAGAUUCGUCGAGUACUGAAAAUCUGCCACAAGCUAUCCGAUGCAUCCAUACUGGCCUAUUAUGUGUGCAACACUAUGCAGAGGACAGGCCGAGCAUGGCAACUGUGGUUGUAAUGUUAGGAGGAGGCGACGGUCGUGCGCUACCUCCACCAAAAGAGCCCGGCUUUUUCAAGGACAAAGAGCCAUUCAACAUGAUGGUAGACUCAUCCUCAAGCAAGGUGGAAUCAUCUUCAACGAAUGAACUGAGUUUCACACUUCCACAAGGUCGUUGAAUUGCCCGCGCCAACGUCAGCCUCCUCUUCUACUGAUCGAUCCUUUUCGUCUAAUAAACUUGUUUAGUGGUUUGCAGUUUGCCGUAAUUUUACGUUACCUGUUUAAUCCUGUUGUAAUUUUAUUCUUGGUAAUGAAUAGAAGAAAUAUCU